Molecule: messenger RNA, 324 nt
Organism: Ilex paraguariensis (yerba mate)
Lineage: Eukaryota; Viridiplantae; Streptophyta; Magnoliopsida; Aquifoliales; Aquifoliaceae
Source: the annotation of a GenBank genome assembly
AUGGAAGUAUCUACUAGUGAGGAUGAGACUGAGAUUGUUAAGAACCUCCAAUAUGCUUAUAACGAGUUAUACAAGGGGUGUUUAAAACAAGGAGAGAAGUUGCUUUCAUUGAACACAAGACUCAAAACAAAUGAAGACGAAAAGAAAGCACUUCAUGUGGACUUAGUUAAGUCCAAAGCUCAUAUUUUUGGGUUUGAGGAGGACGAGAAGUCUCUCCAUGACAAGGUGAGCUUCCUUGAGGAAGAGCAUAAUGGGCUUUUAGAGUCUAAGAAAGGUCUUGAAUUUAAACUUAUCAAACUUGAUAGAGACCUACAUGAAUCAUAA